AUUGUAUUUUCAGCCCCAUCGCUGCAAGCGCAUUGUUUCCGCCUGUGCUCACUCAGUCCGCUAGGCCGGCUGCUGCACGCUGUGUAACUAGAAGCGGCCGCACCAAAGAAUCAUGUCGAUCGCGUUGCUGCUUAUAUCUUCCGCGCUGCUAGCAGCAUUUGCAUCAGAUAUUGCUAAUCCACCAAAUAGCAGCAUAUCACCAGUUGUCGCCACAACAAAGGGAUAUUCUUUAAAGAGCAUCUCUGUUACAUUGACUCAUGAGAUUACAUCAAGUGGGACUAAAAAUGAUAACUUUAAUGAGACAGAGGACAAGCCAUCGUAUAACACAACAACAACAACAAGUGUGACAUCAACUACUGGAACAACAAUAACAACUACAAAGCCAACAUCUGAUUUACCAAUAAUAGGAACAAAGGAACCACAAACCAGUGCAACAACAAAAAUAACAAAUGGGUCAUUAAACAGUUUGACAACAAUAGGAACAAAAGGAACAUCAGCCAGUGCCACAAUAACAGCAACUUGGACAUCAGCCAAUGCACCCACAACAGUUAGGACAUCAGCUGAUGUGACGUUAUCAACAGUAAAGGGGCCUUCAACCAGUAAAACAAUUUUAACCACAAAAGAGUCAUCAACCAACAUGACAUCAACUGUAAAUCGGACAUCAGCCAAAGUGACAACAAUAACAACAAAUGGGACAUCCACCAAUGCGAAAACGAUACCAAUGACAGCAUCACAGAAAACACCAACAGUAAUGGCAGUGUCCUCGAAAACAGUUUUAACCUCACCUGUCUUUCAUGCAUCAUCUGUCCUUACAUCUUAUCCAUCUGAAAAGCUUCCACCCAACGCAUUAAGUUCAGGCAGUGUUGCUGGUGUAGUCUUUGGAUGCAUUUUAAUCAUAAUUCUGAUAUUUGGAAUAGCGUAUUACUUAAAGAUAAGGAGGCCAUCAUAUGGACGGCUUUUGGAUGAUGGUGACUAUGGAUCUGUUGGGAAUUUCAGCAACCCUGUCUUUGAUAAUUCAUGAUGAAGAUGUGGCACUCAAUGACAUUUCCUUUGUAAAUUAGCUGUAAAUGCCUUGUUAAUUUGAUUGGUAUGUAAACAGGCUAAGUAGUUUAAUUAAAAUUAGGUGUGGAAAUUGAUUAACGUUUUUGUUUUAUUUAACAAAAAAAGUAUAUUGUGAACAUUGUACUAAAAUGUUGGAAUACAAAGUUUUUUUAUUUUGUAUGUUUUAUAAUGCCAAAUAUAGAGAUUUUAGUUUUAAACCUAAAUGCACUUUAUAUUAAAGGCUUUGUGUAAUAUAUAUUAAUACACAAUACUGCUUAGUCCUGUUCGCUAGAGAUCUAACUCUUUGAAAAGUGCAUUGAAUUGAUAUUUUAGGCACUGAACAUGCACUUUUAUGUGUAAAGAGUACUGAAUAUGUAAUGAUAAAAAACGGAGAAGAAAUCAAAAAUGUUCAAAAUAAAUGUUUGGUAGAUAUAUGUAAAACCCACAAAUUAUGUCUGCUUCUUAUUUUUAAACUGCAUUUUUAGGUUUGGACAUCUAAUUUGUAGAGUUUACAGUGUUUUUUGUGAUUUUGAAUUUUAUUGCAGCCUCAGCUUUUAAAUAAACACUGCAAAAAUAAUAAAUAUGACAUAUG
Molecule: messenger RNA, 1633 nt
Organism: Erpetoichthys calabaricus (reedfish)
Lineage: Eukaryota; Metazoa; Chordata; Cladistia; Polypteriformes; Polypteridae
Gene: parm1
Product: prostate androgen-regulated mucin-like protein 1
Exons: 4
Coding region: 113-1021 (302 amino acids)
Cellular component (GO): plasma membrane; Golgi apparatus; early endosome
Source: RefSeq, a predicted model, not a curated record